Messenger RNA from Coregonus clupeaformis (lake whitefish), 1637 nucleotides. RefSeq names its product ceramide-1-phosphate transfer protein. Lineage: Eukaryota; Metazoa; Chordata; Actinopteri; Salmoniformes; Salmonidae. The record is from RefSeq and is a predicted model, not a curated record. Gene Ontology annotation, molecular function: ceramide 1-phosphate transfer activity; ceramide 1-phosphate binding. The transcript has 4 exons. Gene Ontology annotation, cellular component: cytoplasm; cytosol; membrane. The coding region runs from base 480 to 1415 and encodes 311 amino acids. Gene Ontology annotation, biological process: intermembrane lipid transfer; ceramide transport.
UUCUAUUGAGCAACAAGAUUGGAGACUGACACGGAGAGAAACAAAAGAGAGGGAGCCAGGAGACAAAGUCAAAGAAGGACAGAGCAGAAAGCAGGAGCAAGAGGGUUGAAUUUGAAAUAGAGGAGAGAAAAUGGGAACAGAAAAGAUAAGAAAGUUAAAGACUGAUAGAACUAUUGUCAUGGGUGUGGCCACUUAAAGCAGUGAGGCACGACAGCAGAGACAAAAGCAACUUUUGUCUGGUGGUUUGAGGGGGAGGGUGACAGACUUAGGAAAACGGAUGGGGGGUCUGAGGUAAAGGGGUCAAUAGAAAGACAGAGAAAGACACUAAGUGGGAGCUUGUUCAAGUAGAGAAGGCCAGAGAACUCACUCAUGAGGCAGAGGCAACGGUAUGGAUAGAUAGAAGCUGGCAGGCAUAGUAGCAUAUCAAGGGGGAGAGGGGACAGAGAGGGCCAGGCUGACUCACAUCCCCUGCAGUCGGCAUGGGGAUAAAGGGCAAGGCGGCUUUGGCCAUCGUGGUUCUACUGUUAUUCCUUGGUUCCAUGUGGCUCCAAGGAAGUUUGGAUUACCACUGGGACACUUGUCUUAAAGGUUACAAUCAGAUAAACAGGCCUCAACAUCUGUCCAAUGGCAGUGAGGCUGAUAGUGAUGAGGACGGGGCCAUACUGGGGGUGUGUCCCGGUCAGAAGUUCCAGGUGUCGGAGCUGCUGUCUCACCUGCUGGCCACGCCGGCACCCACCAAUGACGUGCUGCUGCAGCCUUAUCUGGCCAGCUGGGACGAGCUCAUCAAGUUCCUGGAGGCUCUUGGUCCGAUGGUUGGACUCAUAUCUCAGGAGAUUGAAACCAAAACUUCCAUCAUCCGUGACCUGGCCCUGCGGGAGGCAGCUAGCAGCGACGAGGGAGAAGUGGGCCUAGCAUUGGGGUUGGUGUCUGGGACCAGAGCGCAUGGUGGUGGACAGGAGGGGAUGGAGGCCUCAGUGGCAGCGCCAGGCAGUGCCUACCUGUCUUUGCGCUCUAUGAUCCACACUGAGUUGAGCCGGGGCCUGGUGGACUUCCAGCAGACAACAAACUCUGGGUGUCGUACUCUGCUCCGGCUGCACCGGGCUCUGUUGUGGCUGCAGGUCUUCCUGGAGAAGCUGGGGGAGGGGCCUGUGGGCGGCCGGCUGCGGAGCCCCUCGGAUCUCUGCCGUGAGGCCUAUCAGCACACCCUGGCCCACCACCACUCCUGGUUCGUACGCAGGGCAGCGGAGAUAGCCUUCAUCGCCAUGCCUGAGCGGGGCUUCUUCUACAGGCUGGUGUGUGUGACGAACCAGGAAGAGGCCAGCGUGGUGCUGAACAGGGUGGUCCGGGCCAUCGGAGAGGUGUAUGACAGAACUCAGGGGGUCCUGGAGGAGCAUGGCAUGCUGGACCUGCCGUAGGAAAGGAGCGAGGGGGGGGGGUUAUAUUUCUGAGGGACCAGCCACAUCUGGACAUUACAGUAAUACUCUUUUCACACUACUGUGCCGAACAAGCUGAGCUGAGCUGUACUACGCUGGCCAGGUUACGCAUCCACCACGGUUGGAAUCAUGCUGGAAAGGACAAUGUGAAAAUAAAAUAGCAAAACCAGCACAUUACAUUUGAGUCAUAUAGCAGACGCUCUU